This is a messenger RNA of Kuraishia capsulata CBS 1993, 663 nucleotides long. RefSeq lists its product as uncharacterized. The record is from RefSeq and is a predicted model, not a curated record. The transcript has a single exon. NCBI's taxonomy places the organism in Eukaryota, Fungi, Ascomycota, Pichiomycetes, Pichiales, Pichiaceae. Gene Ontology annotation, cellular component: fungal-type vacuole membrane. Gene Ontology annotation, biological process: basic amino acid transmembrane export from vacuole. Bases 1 to 663 code for a protein of 220 amino acids.
AUGGCGUUCAUGAUAUUUCAGGCCAUUCAGUACACCACGCAUGACGCAGCUUUGCUCUUUCAAAUUAUGUUCUAUCGCAACCGCCAGAAACAAAACCAGGGUCGGAUCCAAUUACUCCAAUCAGAUGACCUGAGUGACCCUGAUACGAGCGACGAAGACGAUGAUAGUGACAACGAGAAGGAUGUCGAUAACUCAGUGGACUCUAGCAUAACCCGAAAGGUACUGCGCAUUAUUGUGGCCACCCAAUGCUACAUCCAAAUUAGUAUAGUGACGGCAGGUUUGCUAAUGCUCUUCAAUGUUAUCGAUCUGAUUCGUAUUUACGCCUGGGGAGCACGAAGUGACGCUCCUUUCUACUCUGAUCAUCGCCUGAGGUUUGGCACUCGAGCACAGAUUUUUGGCUGGUGUUCUGCCGCAUCAUACAUAGGAUCGAGAUGUUCCCAGAUUCAACUCAAUAAUAAAAGGAAGUCGUGCGAGGGAAUAUCACGCAUGUUUGUUCUUUUGAAAUGUUUGGAGAGCGUUGUGUCAGUGGCUUGUAUUUUGAGUCAGAGUACUGGAAAGCACUAUAUGCUAAUAUACUCUUCGUGGCUGGUUGGCUAUGUAGGGUCUUUGCUUUUAGACUUGGUGAUACUUUAUCAGUGCUCCAUUUACCAAGGCAACCAAUGA